Juglans regia (Persian walnut) is the source of this 2075-nucleotide messenger RNA. RefSeq names its product F-box/kelch-repeat protein At5g60570. The record is from RefSeq and is a predicted model, not a curated record. Gene Ontology annotation, cellular component: nucleus. NCBI's taxonomy places the organism in Eukaryota, Viridiplantae, Streptophyta, Magnoliopsida, Fagales, Juglandaceae. The transcript is spliced from 2 exons. Gene Ontology annotation, molecular function: protein binding. Bases 670 to 1764 code for a protein of 364 amino acids.
ACUUUUCAACAAACACCAUCCCUCUCUCCCUCUCUCUCACUGUAUUCCAUUUCCAAGUUACCUCAGACCGCUCUCUCCUUUCUCUCUACCUUGCCAGGCUCCGCCGAUAUGUUUGGCGGAAAUAAAUUUCCCGUGAAAUAUAAGGGGAACCGAGUCCUGAGAUCCGACCCGGAUUCCACACUUUCCGGUAACUCCGUUUGGAUUGCGGGAAAUCAGCCAAGAAUAUAUUCCGUAAAAGCAAUAUAGCUCGGCGGUGUCACCAGAAGUCUGAAUCUUAUACAGACGAUGCGCGUGUUUCCAUAAUCGACUCACUUGAGCUGAGAUUGCGGUAAAUGUGAAAAUACUUGUCCAUCAAAGUUGCAUCAAUGGAAUUUUCUUUUUUCUGAGUAUACUUUAUUUGUUAUAUUGAUGGAAAGAAUAAACACAUGGAGACCGACUGCGUGCAAAGCUCGGUUUUUGUUUUCGGAGUACUGGGACAAGAUUUAGAAACUGUGGUAUAGAAGAAGUUUUUGGGAACCGUUUGCCAAGAUUUAAUUUUGUUUGAGAAAGUAGCUUUCUUUUGUUGGGGGGUAUAGUGGAGAUUUGCUUUUAAUAUAACAAACAAAGCUUGCUAGGAUUAUUUCUGUGGAGGAAGCGGAGGGGAGGAGGGAGGUGACUGCUAUUUCGGACAUGAGUUCAUGGGGAGGAGUGAAUGAUGGUCGACCCAGAUUUGGACCAAGUGAUUUGCUUCUCCCGGGCCUUGUUGAUGAUGUCGCAUUGAAUUGCCUUGCUCUGGCAAGUAGAUCGGACUACACAUCCUUAUCUUGUAUUAAUACAAAGUUUAAUGGUAUAAUUAAAAGUGGGUGUUUAUAUGGGUUGAGAAAGCAGAUGGGGAUUGUGGAGCACUGGGUAUAUUUACUUUGUGAUCCAAGAGGGUGGGAAGUGUUUGAUUCUGUGAGAAAGAAAUGGAUGACGUUGCCUAGAAUGCCUUGCGAUGAGUGUUUCAACCAUGCCGAUAAGGAGUCCUUGGCUGUGGGUAGUGAAUUGUUGGUUUUUGGUCGUGAGUUCUUGGAUUUUGCUAUUUGGAAGUAUAGUUUGAUUUGUCACAGCUGGGUCAAGUGCCAAGGGAUGAACCGCCCUCGCUGUUUGUUCGGGUCAAGUAGCCUUGGUUCAAUUUCUGUUGUUGCAGGAGGGACUGAUAAACACGGCAAUGUUUUGCAAUCUGCUGAAUUAUAUGACUCUUCAUCUGGUACAUGGGAAAUGUUACCCAGUAUGCACACACCACGUAGAUUGUGCUCUGGUUUUUUUAUGGAUGGCAAAUUCUACGUGAUUGGUGGGAUGUUAAAUCCUGCUGUUCCAUUGACCUGUGGGGAGGAGUAUGAUCUUCAGACAAAGAAAUGGAGGAAAAUCGAGGAUAUGUAUCCAUUUGCCAAUGGGGCUAGUCAGGCUCCUCCUCUUGUGGCAGUUGUGGAUAACCAGUUGUAUGCAAUCGAGCAUUCGACCAACAUGGUGAAGAAGUACGACAAAGUGAAGAAGACCUGGGAUGUGUUGGGAAGGCUUCCAGUGAGGGCUGAUUUAGCAAAUGGCUGGGGCCUUGCUUUCAAGGCCUGUGGAGAGGAGCUUCUGGUUGUGGGCGGCCAAAGAGGCCCAGAGGGUGAAGGAAUUGUGCUGAACUCUUGGUGUCCCAAAUCAGGGGUCAAUAAUGGAACCUUGGACUGGAAGGUUCUGGGUGUGAAGGAGCAUGUUGGUGUGUUUGUGUACAACUGUGCUGUUAUGGGUUGUUAAAGAUGUCUUGGAUUGACUGAAAGGGAAGUACCAUAUCUGCGAUUCAAUCAGGCUUUUCAGGGUGCUUCUAUGUGCAUUUAUCAUAUUGACUAGAAUUAAUUGUCAUCAAGAUAGCUUUAAAAUUAGGUUUUCUUUUCUUAACAUGCCUGUAUUCUGACAGGUUUCUGCUUUUACAUUUCUGCAUUUUAUUUUCUUUUGGGAGGCACUAAGUAGAGUCACUUUGUGAUCUUUGUUUGCUGUCCUAACUUUCAAAGUUCAUCCACAGCCAACUUAUUUAUACCAAUAAAUUGAAAAGCCUUUUUACAGAAUUA